AUGGCCGACCCGUUUGCGCCGCGCACCAUGAAGCGCAGGAAUGUCAAGGGACUCGCCCUGACUCCUGCAGCACCGAAGCCGCCUCCAACCGCCGAGAACGCACCGAUCCACAGAGACUCUGAUCAGCAUGCACAGCUUGAGAUUGGUAUUGAGUUCAACCUGGAUCUUCGCCCCGAGGACUUGGAGGUUAUCAAGGAUCUCGGUUCAGGCAAUGGAGGCACGGUCAGCAAAGUCAGGCAUAUUCCCACAAACACGGUCAUGGCGCGCAAGGGGGCAAUCGCUCACAUCAAGCAUCAGGUCAUACACGUUGAGGCCAAGCGCGAGAUGCGGAAGCGCAUUGUGCGAGAACUACAGAUCAUGCACAGUUGCAAUUCUGAGUACAUCGUCACAUUCUAUGGAGCUUUCCUCAACGAGAACAACGACGUCAUCAUGUGCAUGGAGUACGCGGAUGUUGGGUCACUAGACCGCGUAUCGAGGGUGUUUGGACCCAUAAGAGUUGAUGUGCUGGGGAAGAUCGCCGAGGCCACCCUCGGAGGCUUGACCUACCUUUACGCAAAACACCACAUCAUGCAUCGUGACAUUAAGCCGUCGAACAUACUGGUCAACUCCAGGGGAUCGAUCAAGCUGUGCGACUUUGGUGUUUCGGGAGAACUCAUUAACUCGAUAGCUGAUACGUUCGUCGGCACUUCAACUUACAUGGCCCCUGAGCGAAUUCAGGGCGAAAAGUACACGGUCAAGUCAGAUGUUUGGAGUUUUGGUCUCAGCAUUAUGGAGCUUGCCAUUGGCAAGUUUCCCUUUGCAGCAAGCGAACAGCUUUCAGAUGCCGAAUCGGCGCCUGCCGGUAUCCUUGAUCUUUUGCAGCAGAUUGUACACGAGCCGGCGCCGAAAUUGCCGAAGAGUGAUGCCUUCCCACAAAUCCUCGAGGAUAUGAUUCAGAAGUGUCUUUACAAGAAUCCGGACGACAGACCAACGCCGGAGGAGCUCUUUGAGCGCGAUCCCUUUGUGCAAGCAGCGAAGCGGACGCCUGUCGACCUACGCGAAUGGGCGUUUGGUUUGAUGGAGCGGGAUAACCGCAAGUCGCACCUUGCACCGCAGCUCUCGCCGGCGACGGCAGACCUACUACGGUCAAGUGAUUCGCCUACGGCGACGUACCAUGGCGACGACCGCCCGUUAGAAACUCCUACCUCAGGUGAGAUCCCCAUACUGGGAGCUAUAGUGUCACCUCGUGACCAGUAUGGCAGCAUAUCGAGUCGAUCCCCGACGAGGGCCGGCGGAGGGAUCGGCGGGCUUGGCAGACCAGGUGGAUCGGCUGUACAUCCGGGACUAGGGCCGAGAAUGGCUACGACCAGCUCGAUUCCAAUGUCUUCGGGUGCUAGCUACCACGGGGUCUCGUCCUCGUCCGCCGAUUAUGCCUCCGCAAUACCCGCCCCACCCUCGAGCGCGAGCAAGGCGACCUUUUCGCUACCCAUGCGACCGGCCCCCGCCGGCACGAUGCCUCCGCCCCCUCCGCGGAAAGAGACACCCGACGAGUCUAAGAAAGAAAGCAGGCGGCAGGCUUUGUUUGGCCCGCCGUCAUCAACUGGGAGUUAUGGUUUCUAG
Pyricularia pennisetigena is the source of this 1599-nucleotide messenger RNA. RefSeq lists its product as uncharacterized. The record is from RefSeq and is a predicted model, not a curated record. The transcript has 4 exons. The coding region runs from base 1 to 1599 and encodes 532 amino acids. Lineage: Eukaryota; Fungi; Ascomycota; Sordariomycetes; Magnaporthales; Pyriculariaceae. Gene Ontology annotation, molecular function: protein kinase activity; ATP binding. Gene Ontology annotation, biological process: protein phosphorylation.